Messenger RNA from Cuscuta epithymum, 2341 nucleotides. NCBI's taxonomy places the organism in Eukaryota, Viridiplantae, Streptophyta, Magnoliopsida, Solanales, Convolvulaceae. The record is from the annotation of a GenBank genome assembly.
CGACGAUUAUGGGAUUCAAUCAAGCAUCAUUCACACAUUUAUAUAGUUUUCCUCUUUCCAUUCCUUGCCUCUAGUCUCUCAAAGCAACUUUUAUAUAGUUUCACAUUUGAAAUCCUAUAAAUAAAAACUCCUUGGCCUCCUACAUAUUCUUACCAAACUCUAGGAGGGGGUCAAUUUAUUUCCGAUGACCUUCUCCAUUAAGUAUUUGAAAAAAAUUUGACUUAUAAUAACAGAGAAAAAUGGAAGACAAUAAAAAGAGAAAGAACAUUGCCAUCCUAGGGGUGUGUUCUAUCAUCCUAGUUGCUAUGGUAGUUGCUAUUACAAUAGGAAGCCAAGAAACAAAUGAGGAGUCAGAAAAUGAGAAUGGCAUGGUUGCAUCCCGAAAAGCUAUCGAGUCCAUAUGUAAGCCAACCACAUAUAAAGAAACUUGUGUCCAAAGCCUCUCCGCCUCGAAUACAACUCACUCGUCCACGGAUCCUAGAGUGCUUAUUCAAGCAGCAUUCAAUGUCACGAUCAAUAACAUUCGCAAUUCGAUAAAAAAUUCGAGCCUGUUUGCCCAUCUCAAGGAUGACGCGAGGUCGAAACUUGCAUUGGAGAAUUGUGAGGAACUAGCCGACCGUGCUAUAGAGGAUCUCCAAAGGACAUUUGUCAAGUUUCAAGACAUUGACAUGCUCAAUCUAGACAAUUGGUUGGACGAUCUCAAGACCUGGCUUAGCGGUUCCCUCACUUAUCAAGAAACAUGCUUGAGCGGCUUUCAAGAAAUCCCCGGGAACGAAGAGAAACAAAUGAGGGAGCUUUUAACAAAGUCCAUGGAAAUGACAAGCAAUGCUCUUGCUAUGGUUGCAGAAGUUUCUUCCCUUGUUACGACCCUCGGAGGCGAAGAGCCCCGUGCAAACAACGAGAUGAACAAACGUCGUCUUCUGUCAAAGAACUUCCCGAAUUGGGUCAGCUCUGGAAGGCGUAGGCUUCUCACGGCCAGCCUCGGCGAGGUGAAACCAAACCUCAUCGUAGCCAAGGACGGAUCCGGGAAUUACACGAGCAUCAAUGAUGCUUUGAAAAACAUUCCUACCAAAAGCGAUGAAACAUUUGUUCUCUACAUCAAGGAAGGCGUUUAUGAAGAACAAGUUACCAUUUUCCGCAACAUCACUCAUCUCACCAUGAUAGGCGAUGGUUCAAACAAGACGAGAAUCACCGGAUGGUUGAACUUCAUUGACGGAAUCUCCACCUAUCACACCGCCACCGUUGCGGUUCUCGGAGAUUACUUUAUGGCGAGAGACAUCGGAUUUGAGAACUCCGCCGGGCCGGAAAAGCACCAGGCCGUAGCUCUGAGGGUGGGAGCAGAUAAAUCCAUCUUCUACAACUGCAAGAUGGACGGCUACCAAGACACCCUCUAUGCCCACACCUACCGCCAGUUCUACCGGAACUGCGAAAUCUCCGGCACCAUUGAUUUCAUCUUCGGCGACAGCGCCGCCGUGCUCCAGAACUGCACCAUUGUGGUCCGGAAGCCAUUGGACAAUCAGCAGAACAUCGUGACGGCCCAGGGCCGAAAAGACCCGCACCAGCCCACUGGGCUGGUUCUGCAGAACUGCACCAUUGUGGCCGACCCGGCUUAUUUCCCCGUCCGGUUCACCUUGAAAUCGUACCUCGGCCGGCCAUGGAAGGAGUACUCCAGAACCGUCAUCAUGGAAUCGUACAUCCCCGAUUUCAUCCAGCCGGAGGGAUGGCUGCCGUGGGCGGAGGAUUUCGGGCUGGAGACUCUGUUCUACACGGAGUUCAACAACAGGGGACCCGGAGCUUCGAAAGAGAACCGGGUCGAUUGGACCGGAAUCAAGGAGCUUCCCAAGAACCAAAUCAAACGGUUCACCGCCGGGAAAUUCAUCGACGGGAAUAGCUGGAUUCGACACUCCGGCGUUCCGUACAAUCACGGCCUGAUUUACUCGGCACCGAAGAAGGACAAAUCGGUGAAGUACUCGCACGUAGACGAAGACGACUUCGAAGAUAUGGGAUCUAAGGAAAAGGACGCUUAUGUUUCUCGCCCCGCCGUGAACUCAAUUAGUGUUUCCCCUUUCCCGGCUCCUUCACCGGCCCCUUCCCCGGCCGAAGCUGCAACUCCGGUUUAUGAAUCUCCGGUAGAAGCGCCUUUUAACGAUUGGAAUUAAACCUGUUACGGAGUAUUAUUUACAUACUCAAAUAGUUUAAUCUUUUCGCUCUUUGUUUGUCGCGGCUACCGGAUCGACUUUCCGGCUGAUUGUCUCACUAAUGUCAGUAGAGCGUAUACUUUAAUAGUUUAAUGUGUGAAAAUUCUAAAAAAUAUCUAAAGGUAUUUGUAGUGUUAAAAAAU